This is a messenger RNA of Cetraspora pellucida, 924 nucleotides long. The record is from the annotation of a GenBank genome assembly. NCBI's taxonomy places the organism in Eukaryota, Fungi, Glomeromycota, Glomeromycetes, Diversisporales, Gigasporaceae.
AUGAAUAUAUUCAGCAAUAAAACUAAAAGAACUGCGGUAUCCGCAUGGAUCGAACGUAUGACUUCGAGUCGUUAUGAGGAAGAUGAUCUAUCUGAUAUGUUUCAAUUGUGCGAAGCUAUCAGAUUGCAAGAGACCGGGCCUAAAGAAGCUAGUAAAUCUUUGAGAAAUGUUUUUAAAUAUGGUGAUACUCAUUCUCAGCUUCGUGGUCUCACUAUUUUAAAAGCAUUGGUUGAUAAUAUUGGUGAAAGUUUUCAAGCUCAUAUUUCCACCCCAAAGUUUGUUGAACUGCUGAAAUCUAUGGCAAAUUCUUCGGCUACCGAUCCGAGAGUCCACAAAAGUUUAAUGUUACUGCUCUCUCAAUGGUCCAAUAAUUUCAAAAAUCAACCCAAUAUGUACGCUGUAUCUCAUUUAUAUGAUAAUGUAAAUCAUAAAGCUGGUUAUUCUAGGAGAAAUUCUGGCACGAGACCUGUCCCUCAGAUUCCAUCUUCCACAAGUUCUAAAGAUGAACGAAAAAGUUUGGAUAAAUCUAAUAAUAAAAGAGCACAAUCUCCUCCUACUUAUUCAUACGAAAAAAUUAAUCAAGAAAUUGGGAUGGCUGCUCAAAAUGCUACAAAUCUUGAAAAUGCUCUUAUAUUACUAACCCAAAACACAAAUAUUGAAAAAGAUCCUGAAAUUCAGAAAUUGGUUCGUAAAUGCAAAGAUUCAUCCGAACAAUUAGUCAAAAUCAUACCAACUAUAAUGGAUGAUGAUAAAAUUGGUCCUUUAUUACAAUCAAAUGAUCAAGUGCAAGCUGCUUUAUCAAAAUAUUCGGAAUACUUUUAUGACAAUAGCUUGCUCGAUGAUCCAUUUGCAGAUCCCUUUUCUGACCCUAUAAUGGAAACAGAAAUUAGUAACAAUAAAUCGAAGAAAAAACUCGAAUGGUGA